AUGGGAUAUUCUGACACUCAAAAUGGUUAUAUCUUGCUGGACAUCCAUACUAAGAAUUUGAUAGUAAGUAGAGAUGUUGCUUUUCAAAAGAAUGUUUUUCCCUUUGCACAGUUGAAGCAUAUGCAGAAUCCAGAUGGCACUCACAAUGAUGUAUUCAUGUUUGAUUUUUUGGCUCAAUUGAUGGAGAAAGUAAUGGCGACAGUUGACCUUAAGGAAGAAGUUUAUAUGAAACUGCCAGAAGGUUUUAGGAGACAGGGGGAGAAGAAAGUUUGCAAAUUUCUCAAGUCAUUAUAUGGACUUAAACAAGCUUCUAGACAAUGGAAUCUCAAGCUUACCACUGCAUUGAUUACAACUGAAUUUACUUAA
This is a messenger RNA of Capsicum annuum, 366 nucleotides long. RefSeq lists its product as uncharacterized. The coding region runs from base 1 to 366 and encodes 121 amino acids. The record is from RefSeq and is a predicted model, not a curated record. The transcript is spliced from 2 exons. Lineage: Eukaryota; Viridiplantae; Streptophyta; Magnoliopsida; Solanales; Solanaceae.